UUACUGGAGCGAAACAACCUAAAGAUCAGCGACAUUGACGUCUUUGAGGUGCAUGAAGCCUUUGCUGGCCAGGUACUCGCUAACCUCCGCGCCAUGGACUCGGACUUUUUCGCUCGUGAGUUCAUGGGUCGGACGAGCAAAUUCGGAAGCAUUCCACUGGAAAGAUUGAACCUCUGGGGCGGUAGCCUGAGCAUAGGGCAUCCGUUUGGGGCCACUGGCGUUCGUCUGGUCACCACGGCCGCCAAUCGUCUGCACGCAGAAAAGGGCCAACUGGCUGUUGUUGCUGCCUGUGCAGCUGGCGGUUUGGGACACGCGAUGCUUGUUGAGGCCUUCUAG
Dibothriocephalus latus is the source of this 336-nucleotide messenger RNA. Lineage: Eukaryota; Metazoa; Platyhelminthes; Cestoda; Diphyllobothriidea; Diphyllobothriidae. The record is from the annotation of a GenBank genome assembly.